Messenger RNA from Fusarium sp. VM40, 1872 nucleotides. NCBI's taxonomy places the organism in Eukaryota, Fungi, Ascomycota, Sordariomycetes, Hypocreales, Nectriaceae. The record is from the annotation of a GenBank genome assembly.
AUGUCAAGCUCCUUCGAAAAGUCCGUCAAGGGCGCAACAAAAGUGAAGAAUGCUCCACCAAAGACGAAAUAUAUCGAGCACAUCCUCGUCGCUACCCAUUCCGGCGAAGCUGGCGUCGGCGAGGUCUUUCGCGCUCUUACAUACCGCCUGCGCGAUUCAACAUGGACUGUAGUCUUCAAAAGUUUAAUUACUGUUCAUCUCAUGAUCAGAGAGGGAUCUCCUGAUGUUACGCUCGGUUUUCUUUCGACACACCGCAAUGUGCUGGCAAUAAGCAGUUUUACAGACGCUCAAAUUCAAGGACGCAAUAUUCGACACUAUGCUCACUACCUAGCUGAGCGAGCCCGCGCAUACGAAAAGACGAAGACCGAUUGGGUGCGCGCUUCCGAGUCAAGGCUUGAGAAGCUCUCUGUUGAGAAAGGCUUGUUGCGAGAGACGGAGGUUGUACAGGCACAGCUCGAGGCGUUGUUGAAAUGCGACGUAAUGGAGAACGAGCCAGAGAAUGAAAUUACUAUAACUGUUUUCCGACUGCUUGUCUUGGAUCUGUUGGCGCUAUUCCAGGUUCUCAACCAAGGCCUGAUUAGCAUUCUUGGCAACUUCUUUGAGAUGUCCAAGGUGGAUGCCGAACGUGCUAUGGCCAUUUAUCGGAAAUUCACGAAGCAAACCGAUUACGUCGUCCAAUACCUCAGCGUAGCUCGACAGCACGAACACCACACUAGAGUCGAAGUGCCUAAACUCAAGCAUGCCCCUGUUAACCUUGGACGCCAGCUUGAGGAAUAUCUUCAUGAUCCCGAUUUCGAGGUGCACCGACGACAAUAUCUGGCCGAGCAGGACGUAAAGAAGGUCGGAGGUGGUUCAAGCUCGAAGCAAGGAGGUCUCAGCAAGAAGAAGAGUGUCGACUUUCCCGAACCAGCCUCCAACAACCCCUUUCCCAAGAUCACCUCCUCUACCACUGGCAACAAGGCACCCGAAUCGAAACCUCAAGCCAACAAGGGUCCCGAUCCAGAUCUGAUCGACUUUUUCGAUUCAAUCGAGCAGAACCAGACACCGAUGAGCGUAAACCCUCAGCCUCAAGCGUUCCAGCAGCAGCCGACUGGCAUGCCGUUCCAACAGAACGGCUUCGCCCCCCAGCCUACGGGGUUCGCAUCCAACAGCCCGUUUCAACAACAGCCGCAGCAAACAGGAGGAUUUAUGCAACCGCAGCAACCGCCCCAGAUCCAGCUGCAGCCAGACUUCACAGGCGCUGGUUUCGGAGGAUUUACGCCUCAACCGCAAGCCUAUCAGCAAAGCUCACUUGCGCCAAUUCCUCAAGACUCGAUGGCCAACUUCUCCAACGCGGUUCCUCAGGGAGUCCAACAGCCUGUUCAAAAUGGACAGCCUCAGGGGCUUCAACCGAUGCAGACAGGGAGCACCAACCCUUUCCGCCAGUCUAUGCUCAUGGCCCAGCAAACAGGCCUGCCAUCAUCUGCUACAACACCAGCUCUCAACCGCCAAUCCACAAACCCCUUUGCUCGAUCAUCACCUCAGCAAAACUCCUCGCCUUUCGCGCAAGCUUCAAACUCACCAUUCCAAGCACCAUCUCCUCAACAGCAAGCAGCUCCUAUACAGCCCACACCAACCGGCACAAACCCCUUUGCUCGCAACUCUAUGAUGCCUGCGCCAACCCAAGAGCAACGACCGCAGACGGCCGGUGCUGCUCUCGCUCCCCAACCCACCGGCACAACCAACCCCUUCCGAAACGGCGCCUUUGUCAACCACAACACUGGCAUGGGCUGGCAAAGCAACCAGCAGCCCAUCGGAGGUGGCCUCGACCAGAUUCCAACAGUACCUGUAUUCCCGCGUCCGGCUCAGCAGACACCUUGGCAGCAGCAAUAA